AGGAGACCGGCGGGCCCGGGCGGAGAGGCGCGGAGCCGCGCCGAGCCGAGCCGCGCCGAGCCGUGCCGUGCCAUGCCAAAGCCGGGGUACCGCUGAGGCGGGGCGGGCCAGGCCAGAGGCGGGGGCUCCCCGGCGGGGGCCCGGCUCCCGAGGAGGAGGCAGGAGGAGGCAGCAUUUCGGCGCGGGGAGCGGCUGCGCAGCCACCGGGCCAAUGAACAUGUCCGUGUUGACUUUGCAGGAAUACGAAUUCGAGAAGCAGUUCAACGAGCAUGAGGCCAUCCAGUGGAUGCAGGAGAACUGGAAGAAAUCAUUCCUAUUUUCAGCACUGUAUGCUGCCUUUAUAUUUGGUGGUCGGCACCUAAUGAACAAGCGAGCAAAAUUUGAACUGAGGAAACCACUAGUGCUCUGGUCCCUGAGCCUUGCCGUCUUCAGUAUACUUGGUGCUGUUCGAACUGCUCCUUUCAUGCUGUACAUUUUGAUGACCAAAGGCCUGAAGCAGUCAGUGUGUGACCAGAGUUUUUACAUUGGACCUGUCAGCAAAUUCUGGGCAUAUGCAUUUGUGCUAAGCAAAGCACCCGAACUAGGAGAUACAAUAUUCAUUAUUCUUAGGAAACAGAAGCUCAUCUUCUUACACUGGUACCAUCACAUUACUGUGUUACUUUAUUCUUGGUAUUCCUACAAGGACAUGGUGGCUGGCGGUGGCUGGUUUAUGACCAUGAACUAUGGAGUGCACGCCGUUAUGUACUCUUACUAUGCCUUGCGGGCUGCUGGCUUCAGAGUCUCACGCAAGUUUGCCAUGUUCAUCACCUUGUCGCAGAUCACUCAGAUGCUGGUUGGUUGUGUAAUCAAUUACCUGGUCUUCUCCUGGAUGCAGCACGGCCAGUGCCAUUCCCAUGUGCAGAACAUCAUCUGGUCCUCUCUCAUGUACCUCAGCUACUUUGUGCUCUUCUGCCAUUUUUUCUUUGAGGCCUAUAUCGGCAAAACAACAAAAGCAAGGAAGGUUGACUAGUGGUAGAAAUGAGACAGAAGCCAUAGCUCAGGGUCAUCAAGAAAAACAAAAUUAUAAGAAAAGAAAAUGGCACAAGGAUACGCAUAUAUGUAUGGUGCAGAUCAAACAUGGCAGCUUAGGGAAAGUUAGCUUGGUUUAACCCAGUAAGUUUAUGAUCCUACCAUGGUGAGGACUCACUGAAAUCUACUCUAUCUCAAAGGACUGCUGAUGAAAGACUUCUUCCUUCCUGUACCUGUCUGCUCUCGAAAAGAAAGGAGAAAAGGAGAAACAGAAAAAAAAUAAAAAUUAAAAGAAAAGAAAAGAAAAACAAGAGAAAAUGAAUAAUGUUGAGGGGGAAAAAGUACAUUAAGGAAGCUUCCCCAGGGUGGAAGAGAGACUUUUAUUAUGAAAAUCAAGUUUCUAAAUCCUUUCUAAUAGUUUUUCAGUGUUAUACUUGAACAAAACAAAGCAGAGAGGUGACAAAAAAAUUCUAUCUACAAUACCAGUAGGAUUGCAAAAUUAAAAUCUUUUCCAAAAAAGGUUAAUACCUUUAGCCAAAAGAAAACCCAAAAGGAUGUCACGUACACCUGUGUAGAAGUGGUUGAAUGUCAUCAUGGUUGUGAACGGAAGCGAAACGAGAUUGAUUUCUCCACUCUGUACUGUGCCAGGGGAGCAGAUCUGGAUGGCAGUCACCUCGCUUGGGUGGCAGGAAGGAGCAGUAUUCAUACAAGAGCUUAAUGUGAAAAGAUGCACUGUUGCAAUACAUAUCUCAGCGAGUGCAUUUUCCAAGUGCAUUUUUCAGCUAAAGGCGAGGAAUUUCUGCAGCAGGAUAAGUCAUAGAGGGUUAAAUCAAUCAAUAUUUGCUUAAUUACCAGGGGCUAAUAGCAGAUGAAUGUUCAGGAAGGAGGGAGAGGCGACUCCCCGACCAUGAUUUUUAAGAAUUAUCCACUAAUCUCAAAUUAACCUGCAGCGACAUGGAAUCGAAUGGGGGAAAUGAGAAGCCAGCCUAGCUGGCAAGCACCAAGAGAUGUCUCUACCCACUGAUUUCAGAGCAGAGCCUGCGGUACGACGGAUGCUCGCCGUGUGCUUUUGUGGAUCUGGGAAGAGGCAAGGCGACCUGCCAGGCUGGGUGAAGAUGUGCCAAGAGCCUUCCUCUGGUCACGUGGAGAUAUUACUACAAAAGAUGCUCAGAAUAGGUUUUUCUUGAGAUUUGUAUAGGAAAUCAGUCUGAAAGGAGUGAUUUUGCUGCAACGGCUUAGCUCUAAUGUCCAGAGGGAAUCGUCCUUCACUAAACAUGUAUCUCUCUCUCUGCAGAGUCUGUACUGUAACAUCAGACUGACCACUUAAGAAGACACUUUUCUUCUCUGAAGUCAGCUACAGAAAUAAGGAGAAACGUAUUUCACUCUGAACCUUAGAGAGCUAGUUGAUAACAGCCAUAUUCUCUCAAAGACGAGUAGAUUGCAUUAUCUGUGAUAUUCCAGUCCUUAUGAAGCCAAAUAAAAUGUGUAAAAGUUCCUAGUAUUUCAAAGAUGCAAGUAUGUAAACUUGAUGUUAAAUGUGUUAAUGUAGUACUCUAAAUUGUAUCAGUUAGGUAGCUUAACUAAACAAUUAGAAGAACUAGAUCAACAAAAUAGGGACUGCUGUUCUGCGUAGGAUAUACACACCUAUAACUACACCCAUAUACACAUUCUGUGAAUUGUCAACAAGAAAAAAAGCCCAGUGGCAGAGAAUCACGUUUCCUGGCUAAUGCAAAAGAUUGUCAUUAUCUUCCUUGCUUUAAUUUGAGAUUGUACAGUGCAAAGGUUUUUUUUUUGUUUUUUUUUUUUGUUUGUUUGUUUUUUUAAUUAUGAUUUCUAGCUUUAAUUGUGCUGUCAUUCAUGAAACAGAGCUGCUUUAGUAUCUUGUUAAGAGAUGACAAGGGCUUUUGGUGUCUCAUUAUAUACAAAAGAAAAACAAAUAAAGUUACAUUCCAUGUUAUGUGAAUGGUCUUACAAAUCAACAAGCCUCCGUAGGCUGAAAUCAUAAUUACAACAAGCAGAAAAUAAGUUUACAUUUGUGUUAUUUAAGUUAUUGAUGUGCUGACGUUAUUUUAUGGUACACAACAAAUAGCAAAAUGUGAUAUUCCGUAAUGAAGCUAUGAUAUUCAUUAAUAGGACUACUGUAUACAUGGAAAUAUUAGACAACGCUAAUUAAAUGUGUAAACCAUUUUGUUUUACA
This is a messenger RNA of Oxyura jamaicensis (ruddy duck), 3205 nucleotides long. RefSeq names its product ELOVL fatty acid elongase 6 (gene ELOVL6). Gene Ontology annotation, molecular function: fatty acid elongase activity. Gene Ontology annotation, cellular component: endoplasmic reticulum; endoplasmic reticulum membrane. NCBI's taxonomy places the organism in Eukaryota, Metazoa, Chordata, Aves, Anseriformes, Anatidae. The transcript has 4 exons. Bases 212 to 1009 code for a protein of 265 amino acids. The record is from RefSeq and is a predicted model, not a curated record. Gene Ontology annotation, biological process: fatty acid elongation, saturated fatty acid; fatty acid elongation, polyunsaturated fatty acid; very long-chain fatty acid biosynthetic process.